AUGAAUGGAAAUGGACGGCAACCGGUCACGUACCGCGGCUACAACACGACCGAAAUGACCCGUCUGUUGCUGCAGGCGCUGGGCGACCUGGGAUACAAAGCCACCGCAGAGACGCUGGAAAGCGAGAGCAACAUUUCGUUGGAAUCCCCUCACGUUGCCCAGCUUCGUCAGGCCGUCACUUCCGGUCAAUGGGAUGAUGCCGAGCGCUACUUUGAUGGGGUGACUCUCAGAAGCGGUACAAACCCGGCAGAGUACCGCUUUCUGAUUCGCAAACAACACUGUCUGGAACUUCUGGCCCAGGGCGACGAUAAGGGAGGAUUGAGGGUGCUUAGAGAAGAGCUAGCACCUCUAGGCGUCAACACACACGAACUUGCCGUUCUGUCCAACCAUGUGUUCGAAACAAGAGAAACAGUGCUGCGACUUCUCGACGGUGACGCUGCCAAGUCGCGGGUGGCGCUACUAACACAGCUGCAGGCUUUCAUAGCCCCCUCGGAAAUGAUCCCCGAGUACCGCCUGGCAACAUUGCUGUCCCAGGCCCAGCAGCAUCAGGUUGCUAAGGCUGCCCCUUAUCACAUGGUACCCCAGCAGCAAAUGUCUCUUUUCGAAGACUACAAGGGCCAACCGGAUUUGUUUCCCGACAGAGUUAGCCAUGUGUUGGAGGGUCAUUCGCACGAGGUUUGGAAUCUUGAGUUCUCGCACUGCGGCAAGUUCUUGGCCUCAGUGUCGUGUGACAAGUCUAUCAUCAUCUGGAAUUUGGACACAUAUACAGCCGAGAAACGUCUUCAAGGACACUCUUCCGCCCCAGUGAUGGCACUCUGGUCUCCUGACGACUCAAUGAUCUUGUCCGGAAGUCAAGACAAGACUGCCCGUCUGUGGAAUGCCAAGACUGGUGAGCAGAUUCACGUCUUUGAGGGAAUUCAUGCACACACCGUUUCCUGCGCAUGGCUGCCUGAUGGCAAACGGUUCAUCACGUCGUGUGCCGACGAUGCUACCAUGAUUUUGUGGUCAGCAGAAGACUGUACCGAGGUGCAUCGAUGGAAGUACAAGGCCAUUCAUGCGGCCGUUUCGCCCGAUGGAAAGCGGCUGGUGGCAGUGGGAGGACCCGGUCCGGCGCACAACUUUGUUGUUUUCGAUCUCGUCACGUUUGAGGAGGUUGCGGAAGUUGCCACGUCCCAGAAAACCACCUCUGUGAGCAUUUCAGCCGACUCCCGGUACGCCCUAAUAAACUUCAUGGGCCCCAAGACCGGCGAUGGGGUACAUGAGCUGCAGCUGUGGGACAUUUGCAAGCUCAGACUGUGCCAACGGUACAUUGGCAACAGUCCCAGUGGAUGUGUGAUUCGAUCGUGUUUCGGAGGAAUCGACGACUCAUUGGUGUUGAGUGGAUCCGAGGACUCGAGAGUGUACGUGUGGAACCGCGCAGAUGCGAAUCUCAUUGCCAUUCUGCAGGGUCAUUCAUCUCUCGUCAACUGUGUGCAGUGGCAUCCCACUAGGCCCAUGUUUGCGUCAGCUGGGGAUGAUCACACUGUCAGAAUUUGGGAUAAAGAGCAGUGA
Molecule: messenger RNA, 1551 nt
Organism: Yarrowia lipolytica CLIB122
Lineage: Eukaryota; Fungi; Ascomycota; Dipodascomycetes; Dipodascales
Biological process (GO): proteasome-mediated ubiquitin-dependent protein catabolic process
Cellular component (GO): GID complex
Molecular function (GO): protein binding
Source: RefSeq, a predicted model, not a curated record